This is a messenger RNA of Fomitopsis serialis, 1620 nucleotides long. Its product is annotated as cytochrome P450. The record is from RefSeq and is a predicted model, not a curated record. Lineage: Eukaryota; Fungi; Basidiomycota; Agaricomycetes; Polyporales; Fomitopsidaceae. The transcript is spliced from 14 exons. Bases 1 to 1620 code for a protein of 539 amino acids. Gene Ontology annotation, molecular function: heme binding; iron ion binding; monooxygenase activity.
AUGAUCGUCUUCAUCCAAUCCCAGGUGUUGCCGUCUGCAGGGGUCGCCUUGCUGAUCUACGUGCUGUGGAAGGUAGCCAGAAUCCUGUUGGCACCGCUGUGGUCCACGCUACGAGAUCUGCCCGGACCGGCGAGCCCCAGUCUGAUCUAUGGCAAUCUUUCCGACAUACACAAGGCCGAUGAUUCAGUGCUGCAUGAAGCUUGGGUUGAAGAACAUGGCCCAACGAUCACCUACAAGGGCUGGUUGAACUCACACAAGCUAUACACCCUCGACACGAGAGCUCUGGGGCACAUCUUGAGUCACUCACACGACUACGCCAAACCUGCAAUGGAUGCUUUCUUCUUGGGAAAGAUUGUUGGUCAAGGUUUACUCGUGGUGGAAGGUGAUCAGCACCGUCAACAGCGUCGUGUUAUGAAUCCAGCCUUCGGAUAUGCUCAGAUCCGGGGGCUGACCGAGAUCUUUGUCGAGAAAGCACAACAGCUGCGGGACUUCUGGAGCGACCAGAUCGCAGUCGCCGGCGCUCCUGCCAGGAUCGAUGUUACCGCUGGUUUGGGCAAGAUGACUCUGGACGUCAUCGGACUUGCUGGAUUCAAUUACGACUUCAAUGCAUUAGAUGACAAGCCAAACGAGCUCAAUCAGGCGUUCACCACCAUGUUCCAAGCCAUUACGAGCGCUAGCACAGGCUUGGCCGUUGUCCUCAAAUAUGCAUUCCCAAUCCUGGAUAUCAUUCCGGACAGCUUUGCGAAGGGCACAAAUACGGCGCAAGCGGUCGCACGGCGCGUUGGCAUGCAGCUCAUCCAGGACAAGAAAGCGGAGGUUAUGAGGACUUCUGACGAAAAGGGCGUUGGCGAUGCCUUAGGCAGCCGCGAUCUUCUCACAUUGCUCAUAAAGGCCAACAUGAGCACGGACAUCCCAGUGAGUCAACGUCUGUCCGACGAAGACGUCCUUGCACAGGUACCGACGUUCCUCAUCGCGGGACACGAGACCACGAGUUACGGAACUGGCUGGGCUCUCUUCGCUCUCGCUCAAGCGCCGUUAAUCCAGCGCAAGCUUCGCGAGGAGCUCCUCGGCGUGCAGACGGACACGCCGUCGAUGGAUGAACUCAACGCGCUUCCUUAUCUCGAUGCCGUGGUGCGCGAGACGAUGCGGCUGCAUGCACCGGUGCCAGCUACUGCAAGGGUAGCAUGCAAGGACGACAUGAUCCCUCUCAACACACCGUAUACCGACCGUCAUGGCCAAGUCCACGACCACGUCAAGCACACAGAUUCUGAUACCGAUUCUCGCUCUGAACCGACGCAAGCACUCUGGGGCGAGGACGCUUUCGAGUUCAAACCGGAGCGCUGGGAGAAGCUUCCUGAGGCAGUCCAGAGCAUCCCGGGUGUGUGGGGCAAUUUGAUGACCUUUAUAGGUGGACCACGCGCUUGCAUUGGAUAUCGAUUCUCGCUCGUCGAGAUGAAGGCGUUACUUUUUGUCCUCGUGCGAGCAUUUGAGCUGGAGCUCGCGCUUCCCGCGAACGAUAUCAUCAAGAAGAGUGCCAUCGUUCAACGCCCGUACAUUCGGGAUCAGGUAGAAAGGGGGAGCCAGUUGCCAUUACUGUUCAAACCUUAUCAGAACGUGUAA